Plectropomus leopardus (leopard coralgrouper) is the source of this 702-nucleotide messenger RNA. The record is from RefSeq and is a predicted model, not a curated record. Lineage: Eukaryota; Metazoa; Chordata; Actinopteri; Perciformes; Serranidae.
CGGAGGAGGAAGUGUUGUCAGGCAGUAACAUGUCCGGGGGAAACAAAGCCUUUGAGUUACAGCUUCAGAUGCGGCAAAACGCGGAGGAUCUGCACGGCUUCAUGAGGGAGCUGGAGAGCUGGGAGACGGACAUCAAGAAGAAGGACGAGGAGCUGAGGACAGGAGGACACCAGGAGGACCAGAAGAAGCUCCCACCAGUGCGCAACAAAGACUACAAAACAAAGAUGAGGGAAAGGAAGAAGAAGAAGAAGGAGGGCAACGGAGACACAAAGACAGAGGAGUCCAAGGAAGCUUCGAGGAUAAAAGCAUACGACUACAGAUCGUGGGACAAGUUUGACGUGGACAAGGCUCUGGCAGAGAUGGACAAGGAGGAGAGUCCCGCAGAGUCGAACGAGUCGGACUCUGAGGAAGCUGCAGCGGAUCAGGAGAGAGCGCUGGCUGAGAAAGAAAAGGGUAAUGCUUUUUUCAAAGAAGGGAAGUACGACGACGCCAUUGAGUGUUACACCAGAGGGAUGGGUGCCGAUCCUUACAACCCUGUGCUCCCUACAAACAGAGCCACCUCCUUCUUCAGACUCAAAAAGUUUGCUGUGGCAGAGUCCGACUGCAACUUGGCGAUCGCUCUGGACAGCAACUACUUCAAAGCGUACGCACGAAGAGGAGCAGCACGGUUUGCACUGAAGAAAUAUGAAUCUGCGUUAGAAG